Messenger RNA from Pseudoliparis swirei, 1102 nucleotides. RefSeq names its product transmembrane protein 222b (gene tmem222b). The record is from RefSeq and is a predicted model, not a curated record. The coding region runs from base 57 to 608 and encodes 183 amino acids. Lineage: Eukaryota; Metazoa; Chordata; Actinopteri; Perciformes; Liparidae. The transcript has 6 exons.
UGCGACUCAACCCAGCGGUGAACGGGCCAAAUUAAGUGCAUUUUCCGCAGCUGGUGAUGGCGGAUGUUGUUGAAAAAGACACCAUGAAGAAUUACCAAAUCGCGUCUGAGAGGAUUAACCCAGAGAUCGGCCGCUUUCCGUACUGUGUUGUGUGGACGCCGAUCCCGAUACUAUCAUGGCUGGUUCCAUUCAUCGGCCACAUUGGAAUCUGCACUUCCACUGGUGUCAUCCGGGACUUUGCCGGACCUUACUUUGUCUCCGAAGGCAACAUGGCUUUUGGAAAACCAACAAAGUACUGGAUUCUUGACGUGAGCAAAGUCUACGCGAGCGGUUCCAACGCCUGGGACACGGCGGUGCACGACGCCUCAGAGGAGUACAAGAACAGGAUGCACAACCUCUGCUGUGACAACUGCCACUCGCACGUCGCCAUGGCUCUGAAUCUGAUGCGAUAUGAAAACAGCACCUCGUGGAACAUGAUGAACCUCUGCCUCCGCGCUCUGAUCCACGGGAAGCACAUCAGCUGUGCAGCCUUUCUGAAGACCUGGCUGCCCUUCCUGAUGCUGGUGAGCAUCAUGCUCACAGCGGCCCUGGCCAUCAACCUGCGGUGACCUUGGGGAGGCGGGCCGAGGACACGGCGGGACCCCCCCGCAGGUCGGGAUGUGGGGGGUCGACCUCUCGGACAACAACGCACGGUGUCGAGCGAAAGCGAUCGAGGAGAUAAACACUUCCUGUUGAGCGAGAACGUCCGGCGCGCGGUUUGGUUUGUGGGAAGCAGGCAGCCGGUUUCUGGCUUUGCUCCAGCCGGGAAGCUGGAGGGAAUCAGUCAUUUAUUUAGAGAGAGAGAGGGAGAGAGAGAGGUGACUGGACACGCCCACAAACUACCUGAACACACUUAAUGGAUUAUGAUUAUUGGAAGCCUAACCGCAGGUUUUAAGCCAUUGCCGCCUGCAAGGUGUGGACUCUGAUUGGUCGAGUAGAGGAACACACGUAACCGUCUCAGAGGGAACACAUUCAUGCCUUGCUUUCAGAUAUUUGCCGAUUUUUACUUUUACUUCCAGGACGUUCCAGGAGCACAAACAUAAUAAACAUUAAAUACAUUUUC